Messenger RNA from Knipowitschia caucasica, 615 nucleotides. The record is from the annotation of a GenBank genome assembly. Lineage: Eukaryota; Metazoa; Chordata; Actinopteri; Gobiiformes; Gobiidae.
AUGUCCUACAGACAGACUGUACUGUCCAUGUCCUACAGACAGACUGUGUCCUGUUCUGUCCAUGUCCUACAGACAGACUGUGUCCUGUCCAUGUCCUACAGACAGACUGUGUACUGUCCAUGUCCUACAGACAGACUGUGUCCUGUUCUGUCCAUGUCCUACAGACAGACUGUGUCCUGUUCUGUCCAUGUCCUACAGACAGACUGUGUCCUGUACUGUCCAUGUCCUACAGACAGACUGUGUACUGUCCAUGUCCUACAGACAGACUGUGUACUGUCCAUGUCCUACAGACAGACUGUCCUGUCCAUGUCCUACAGACAGACUGUCCUGUCCAUGUCCUACAGACAGACUGUCCUGUCCAUGUCCUACAGACAGACUGUCCUGUCCAUGUCCUACAGACAGACUGUGUCCUGUACUGUCCAUGUCCUACAGACAGACUGUGUACUGUCCAUGUCCUACAGACAGACUUGUACUGUCCAUGUCCUACAGACAGACUGUCCUGUCCAUGUCCUACAGACAGACUGUCCUGUCCAUGUCCUACAGACAGACUGUCCUGUCCAUGUCCUACAGACAGACUGUGUACUGUCCAUCUCCUGCAGACAGCUCAGGCUGUAA